Messenger RNA from Talpa occidentalis (Iberian mole), 5374 nucleotides. It is a transcript of the gene SMARCC1, whose product is annotated as SWI/SNF related, matrix associated, actin dependent regulator of chromatin subfamily c member 1. Gene Ontology annotation, molecular function: nucleosomal DNA binding; histone binding. The transcript has 26 exons. Gene Ontology annotation, cellular component: npBAF complex; SWI/SNF complex; nBAF complex. The coding region runs from base 190 to 3075 and encodes 961 amino acids. The record is from RefSeq and is a predicted model, not a curated record. NCBI's taxonomy places the organism in Eukaryota, Metazoa, Chordata, Mammalia, Eulipotyphla, Talpidae. Gene Ontology annotation, biological process: positive regulation of DNA-templated transcription.
AUUUUUCAUAGUUGUAGGCAUCUCCAUAGUUCUGUGCCUUUGCCCUGUCCCUGGGACUUUUCUUGGAAGAAAGACUGGGGCUUGAGACUGAGACUCUAUUAUGGACAUCAUUGCUGUGUUACCUUUUGGUAGUACUUUUGGAUUCGGAUUACUCACAGGAGGAGGUUUGAUCUACAGAAUCCAUCCCGAAUGGAUCGCAAUGUUGAGAUGUUUAUGAACAUUGAAAAAACAUUAGUGCAGAGCAAUUGUCUGACCAGACCUAAUAUCUACCUCAUUCCAGACAUUGAUCUGAAGUUGGCCAACAAAUUGAAAGACAUCAUCAAAAGACAUCAGGGGACAUUUACUGAUGAAAAGUCUAAAGCUUCCCACCACAUUUAUCCAUAUCCUUCCUCACAAGAGGAUGAAGAAUGGUUGAGACCAGUGAUGAAAAAAGACAAGCAAGUGUUAGUGCAUUGGGGGUUUUACCCAGACAGUUAUGAUACUUGGGUCCACAGUAAUGAUGUUGAUGCAGAAAUCGAAGAUCCACCAAUUCCAGAAAAACCGUGGAAGGUUCAUGCGAAAUGGAUUUUGGACACUGAUGUUUUCAAUGAAUGGAUGAAUGAGGAGGAUUAUGAGGUGGAUGAGAACAGAAAGCCUGUGAGUUUUCGUCAGCGAAUUUCAACAAAGAAUGAAGAGCCAGUCAGAAGUCCAGAAAGAAGAGAUAGAAAAGCAUCAGCUAAUGCUCGAAAGAGGAAACAUUCACCUUCUCCUCCACCUCCCACACCCACAGAAUCACGGAAGAAGAGUGGGAAGAAAGGGCAAGCUAGUCUAUAUGGGAAGCGCAGAAGUCAGAAAGAGGAAGAUGAACAAGAAGAUCUUACCAAGGACAUGGAAGACCCAACACCUGUACCCAACAUAGAGGAAGUUGUGCUUCCAAAAAAUGUAAACCCAAAGAAAGAUAGUGAAAAUACACCUGUUAAAGGAGGAACUGUAGCAGAUCUAGAUGAGCAAGAUGAAGAAACUGUCACAACAGGAGGAAAGGAAGAUGAAGAUCCUAGCAAAGGUGAUCAGAGCCGGUCGAUUGACCCUGGUGAAGAUAAUGUGACAGAGCAAACCAAUCACAUUAUUAUUCCUAGCUAUGCAUCAUGGUUUGACUAUAACUGUAUUCAUGUGAUUGAACGGCGAGCCCUUCCUGAGUUUUUCAAUGGAAAAAACAAAUCCAAGACUCCAGAAAUAUACUUGGCAUAUCGGAAUUUUAUGAUUGACACAUACCGCCUAAACCCCCAAGAAUAUUUAACCAGCACAGCUUGUCGGAGAAACUUGACUGGAGAUGUAUGUGCUGUGAUGAGGGUUCAUGCCUUUUUAGAGCAGUGGGGUCUUGUUAAUUACCAAGUGGAUCCAGAAAGUCGUCCCAUGGCAAUGGGACCUCCUCCUACUCCUCAUUUCAAUGUGUUAGCUGAUACCCCUUCUGGACUUGUGCCUCUACAUCUUCGAUCACCUCAGGUCCCUGCUGCUCAGCAGAUGUUAAAUUUUCCUGAGAAGAACAAAGAAAAACCAAUUGAUUUACAGAACUUUGGUCUCCGUACUGAUAUUUAUUCCAAGAAAACCUUAGCAAAGAGUAAAGGUGCUAGUGCUGGAAGAGAAUGGACUGAACAGGAGACCCUUCUUCUCUUGGAGGCCCUGGAGAUGUACAAAGAUGAUUGGAACAAAGUGUCAGAACAUGUUGGAAGUCGUACCCAAGACGAAUGCAUCCUCCACUUCUUGAGGCUUCCCAUUGAGGACCCAUAUCUUGAGAAUUCAGAUGCUUCCCUUGGACCCCUGGCUUACCAACCUGUCCCCUUCAGUCAGUCAGGAAACCCAGUCAUGAGCACUGUUGCUUUUUUGGCAUCUGUUGUAGACCCUCGUGUGGCAUCUGCUGCAGCAAAAGCAGCUCUGGAGGAGUUUUCACGGGUCCGUGAGGAGGUGCCACUGGAAUUGGUUGAAGCUCAUGUCAAGAAAGUACAAGAAGCAGCACGAGCCUCUGGGAAAGUGGAUCCCACAUAUGGUCUGGAGAGUAGCUGCAUUGCAGGCACAGGACCUGAUGAACCAGAGAAACUUGAAGGAGCUGACGAAGAAAAAAUGGAAACAGAUACUGAUGGUCAUCAGCCUGAAAAGGCAGAAAACAAAGGAGAAAAUGAGACAGAUGAAGGUGAUAAAACACAAGAAGGAGAAAAUGAAAAAAAUGGUGAGAAGGAGCAAGAUAGUGAAGUUAGUGAGGAUGCCAAAUCAGAAGAAAAGGAGACUGAAGAGAACAAGGAACUCACUGAUACUUGUAAAGAAAGAGAAAGUGAUAUUGGGAAGAAGAAAGUAGAACAUGAAAUUUCUGAAGGAAAUGUAGCCACAGCCGCAGCAGCUGCUCUUGCCUCAGCUGCAACCAAAGCCAAGCACCUGGCUGCCGUGGAAGAGAGAAAAAUUAAGUCUCUGGUAGCUCUCCUUGUUGAGACUCAAAUGAAGAAACUGGAGAUCAAACUUCGACAUUUUGAGGAACUGGAAACUAUAAUGGACAGAGAAAAAGAAGCUUUAGAACAACAGAGGCAACAGUUGCUUACUGAACGCCAGAACUUCCACAUGGAACAGCUGAAAUAUGCUGAAUUGCGAGCCCGGCAGCAAAUGGAACAGCAGCAGCACGGACAGAACCCUCAACAGACACACCAGCACUCAGGAGGACCUGGCCUGGCCCCACUUGGACCAGCAGGACACCCAGGCAUGAUGCCUCAUCAGCAGCCCCCUCCCUACCCUCUGAUGCACCACCAGAUGCCACCACCUCAUCCACCCCAGCCAGGUCAAAUACCAGGACCAGGUUCCAUGAUGCCUGGUCAGCCUAUGCCAGGUCGCAUGCUUCCCACUGUUGCAGCCAACAUCCAUCCCUCUGGGAGUGGCCCUGCCCCUCCUGGUAUGCCUCCAAUGCCAGGAAACAUCUUAGGACCCCGGGUACCCCUUACGGCACCUAAUGGCAUGUAUCCCCCUCCACCGCAGCAGCAGCCACCACCACCACCACCUGCAGAUGGAGUCCCUCCGCCUCCUGCUCCAGGCCCACCAGCCUCAGCCGCUCCCUAGCCUGGAAGAUGCAGGGACCAUCCACCCAGCACCACCAGCUGGAGUGGAGAUGACAAGACUUGUGUUCCUCAGCUUACUUGGGUUUCUUUCAGGAUUUUUCUCUCACAGCCCCAAGCAUCCUAAAUCUCCCCAUUCCUCUUGCCACCCCUCUCCAUGUUUUGACACCUUUUGUGGUAGUUCCUCAGCCAGCACCCUGGGGGAGCCUGUGGUGAUGGGUAUGCCCAGGUCAUAUUAAAAAUAACCUGUUCACCCCUGUCAUGGUAUGGAGGGUGGGGUGGUACUCUAACAGUUUAUCUGCAGGUCCUGUCAACAUUUUAGUAUUCUAUGUCUUUGUCAUUUUGCUCUCCUGCAGUUUUUGCCUUUAUGCUUCUAUGGAUAAUACUUUAUAGUCAGUAUCUUUUUUCUUUUGAAUUUAUUGCUUUAAAGGAGUGCAACCUAAGUUAGUAAGAACCAAAAAAUGGUGAUGGGCAGAGGGGAUAGCCAGAGGAGACAAACCUUAAGGCAUUAUAAGUGACCUUAUUUCUGCUUAUCUGAGCUAAGAAUGGUGCUGAUGGUAAAGUUUCAUGAGACUUGCCACACAUAGAUGCACCAGAAGUAAAAGAGAUAGGGAAAGGGACCCCACCGAUUUUAUCCCUAGUGAUGAUGCAGGACCUCCACCCUGCCUGGCUGAAUAUACUCCUCUAGUACAUGAUAGGGGAGAGCACAAGCAUUAGAACAGACCCACUCUGUCCUUCCUCGGGCCCACUGGUUCUGGUUUUCUAUGCAGAUGGUUUGUUGGAUUGGGAGCGAGUGUUUUUCUGAGGUCAGUGUAAGCUUUCAGGGCUGGGAUUUGGGGAAGUGUUCCCUAGUUACCUAGACCAGCCAGAAAACUUUAAGGAAUGGCUACCCAAUUAAUCUUGCCUACUAUUCACUGCUUUGAGUGCAUUCUUUUAUCUCCCUCUUUAAAAAUCCUCUUAAAAGGAAAAAAAAAAAAAAAGUAGUUCUAAAUAUUUUAGCUCAUGGAACUUGGUUAGGAUGGCUAUGGGUACAAAUCCCCAAACUACCUCUUGCAGUAGCCAGGGUGAACAGAAGUUAGUGAAGCGGUACUUUAGCUUUGGGGUGGGGUUGGAGAAGGAGGGCAGGAUCAACAGCCUGUAGUACCUUCUCCCUUCCCUUUCUGAGAUCAUGCAUUCCAUCUAUCAUGGUGUUGUCAAGGCAAUGCUGAGGUACCACGGGACUCACUUGGCAGACAAAGCACCAUGCUCUGAGGGUUAGGGUGCUCUGACUGGGAGAGUGGAAUACUGUUCCAGAGAGCCACAAAAAUGCCUUAAUUUGAACCCAUUUCCACCCCUGCUAAUGAGUGAUUUGAAAGUUCUUGGGUUUCUCCUCUUGUCCUUCUUCCCUCCCCUCUACCUUCCAGGUGGGAAAAGAGUGUUUUUGGUAGAGCUUAAUUUCCAAAGCACCUGCCCUCUUCACAUAAUCUUAAAAGGUAGUUUCAUUAUUUAGAGUACAAGGUGAACACCUUUUGAAUUUCUUUUCCUAUAUAUAUUCUAUAAAGCUUUACAUAUGAGAGGGUGUAGGGAGGUGUUUGUAAAAACACCUUAGAACUUUUUUCCUUAUUAUAAGAAAGCAAAAAAAUAGAACCACAAUUAAGAUUUGCCUUUCAAACCCUCAGGUGUUGCCUCUAACCAGGUGGCCCUGGUCACCAUCAGAGUACUGGAACCACGGAGACCUUGUUCCCUUUGUGUAUGUGUUCUGGACUCUUGGAGUGGAAAUGAGCUUGUUCCUACUGGAGUUGAGUUCCAAUUCAUUUGCCUCCAACAAGACCCCAGUGCCUUUUGACAAUGGCCAGGGUUUUCCUUAUUUCCUACCAGUCUUUCCCAAAGGAAACUCAUUCCAAAUACCUUUUCCACUGGGGUCUUAGAAGGAAAAUGGAAUUCUGGUUCAUUCUGUGGUCCCUUGUAACCUCAGGUCUUUAAUGUGAUCAAUUUCAAAUUUAAAAGAUCCAGAUGGAAAUAUUUUUACUAUGCUGGUAAUCUACGAAAUACCUGAAUUCUUAACACUGUAUUUCCGUAUAAGUGGUGACUUUUUGUUUUCAUGUCUUUGAUCUGGUUUUGUUCCUGUAAUACAGCCACCCAAUUUUGUGAGGCGGGGGUGGGGGAUGGGGGUGGGGAUAAUAUGUGUUUUUUGUACAAAUGUGUUUCUCAUUGUGUUAUUUUGGAAAAAUGAAGGGAGUUUUGAGAUAUUGGAGGAAAUUGAUCAAGAAGACCAAAUCUCCCUCUUUUUCACUGAAUAAAUAGAGCAUCAUUUCUGGAUUCUA